Messenger RNA from Leucoraja erinaceus (little skate), 5971 nucleotides. RefSeq names its product chondroitin sulfate synthase 1 (gene chsy1). Gene Ontology annotation, molecular function: glucuronosyl-N-acetylgalactosaminyl-proteoglycan 4-beta-N-acetylgalactosaminyltransferase activity. The transcript has 2 exons. Gene Ontology annotation, cellular component: Golgi cisterna membrane. Lineage: Eukaryota; Metazoa; Chordata; Chondrichthyes; Rajiformes; Rajidae. The coding region runs from base 438 to 2795 and encodes 785 amino acids. The record is from RefSeq and is a predicted model, not a curated record.
GUGGGUCACUAGGACCCGGCACGGCACGGCAGUGGGGCACUAGGACCCGGCACGGCAGUGGGGCACUAGGACCCGGCACGGCAGUGGGGCACUAGGACCCGGCACGGCAGUGGGGCACUAGGACCCGGCACGGCACGGCGGUGGGGCACUAGGACCCGGCACGGCAGUGGGGCACUAGGACCCGGCACGGCAGUGGGGCACUAGGACCCGGCACGGCACGGCGGUGGGGCACUAGGACCCGGCACGGCACGGCAGUGGGGCACUAGGACCCGGCACGGCAGUGGGGAGCGGGGACAUGGAGGAGCGGCAGUGGCGGCACCGCGGGUCCCCGGCCUCCGCCAACCGGCCCCACUAAACGGCGGGGUGAUCGCCCCGGCCUCGGGUACCCACAGCCCGACUAGCGAAGCGGCCGCGAUAGAGGCCGGGCCCGGGCGGGGAUGGCGCCGCGCUGCCGGCGCUCCUGGCUCAGCGUGUUGUUGGGCCUAGUGCUCGGCUUCGGCCUCGCCUCCUGGUUGGUGCUGCCCCGGGCCACAGUGCCGGGGCGGGCGGCGCGCCAGCGGGAGAGGGCCGGGUGCGGGCAGUUAGCGGGGUCUGCGGGCGGGGAGGAGGAUGAGGACGAGGAUGAGCGGCCCGCCGCCUCCCGCUUCAUGUACGUGGGGGUGAUGAGCGCCAAGAAGUACCUGAGGAGCCGGGCGCUGGCGGCCUACGGCACCUGGGCCCGACACAUCCCCGGCCGCGUCGAGUUCUUCUCCAGCGAGGGCUCAGACCUCAGCCUGCCGCUGCCGCUCGUCGCCCUCCCCGGCGUGGACGACACCUACCCGCCGCAGAAGAAGUCCUUCCUGAUGCUCAAGUACAUGGGCGAGCGGCAUCUGCAGCACUUCGAGUGGUUCGUGCGGGCCGACGACGACACAUACAUCCGCGGCGAGAGGCUGGAGCGCUUCCUACGGGGCCUCAACAGCAGCCAGCCGCUGUACCUGGGCCAGACCGGCCUCGGCGCGCCAGAGGAGAUGGGCAAGCUGGCGCUGGAGCCGGGCGAGAACUUCUGCAUGGGUGGCCCGGGCGUGGUGCUGAGCCGUGAGCUGCUCCGCCGGGUGCUGCCUCACAUCGGCCAGUGUCUGCGGGAGAUGUACACCACACAUGAGGACCUGGAGCUCGGCCGCUGUGUGCGCAGGGUCGCCGGCGUUCAAUGCGCCUGGUCUUAUGAGAUGCAACAGCUAUUUUAUGAAAACUAUGAACAGAAUAAAAAAGGUUAUAUCCAGGACCUCCACAACACCAAGAUCCGGCGUGCAAUCACGCUACAUCCAAACAAGAGCCCCGAAUAUCAAUACCGCCUCCACCGCUACAUGCUGAGCCACCGGAUGUCUGAGUUUCGUCACCGCACCAUACUGCUUCACCGGGAGGUGGCACUCAUGGGCAAGUACACCAACACUGAGCUUCACCCAGAUGACAUCCAGUUGGGAAUGCCACCUUCCUUUAUGCGCUUCCAGCCUGGGAACAGGGACGAGGUUCUGGAAUGGGACUUCCUGACGGGGAAACACCUUUAUUCGGCUUUUGAUGGAGAGCCGCCAAGAAAGGGGAUGGAUCUGUCUCAGAAAGAAGCUUUAGAUGACAUCAUCAUGCAGUUGAUGGAAAUGAUUAAUGCCAACGCCAAAUCUAGAGGCCGCAUUAUUGACUUCAAAGAAAUUCAGUAUGGCUACAGAAGGGUUAACCCUAUGUAUGGGGCAGAGUAUGUACUUGACCUGCUCCUUCUCUACAAAAAGCACAAGGGCAAGAAGAUGACUGUCCCUGUAAGAAGACAUGCUUAUCUGCAACAAACAUUCAGCAAGGUCCAGUUUUAUGAGAGUGAAGAGAUUGAUGCUGCAGACUUGGCCAACCAAAUUAACAGGAACUCACAAUCUCUCUCCAUCUUCUCAAACCCACUCCAAAUAUUUGUCCCCUUCCAACUUGGAGCCAGUAAUGUUGAACAUAAGCCCAAAGAUCAGAAAAUCAACAUCUUGGUCCCUCUGUCUGGACGCUAUGAAAUGUUUGUGAGAUUCAUGGAAAACUUUGAAAGGACUUGUCUGAUUACAAAUCAAAAUGUCAGGUUAGUUAUAUUGCUACUCAAUUCCGAUUCAAAUCCAGACAAAAUAAAACAAUUUGAGUUGACAAGAGAUUAUCAGGUGAAAUAUCCCAAAGCAGAGAUCCAGGUCCGGGCAGUUCUGGGGCAGUUUUCAAGAGCUCUUGCUCUGCACCUUGGAGCUGCCCAGUUUAGCAAUGACUCCCUACUUCUGUUUUGUGAUGUUGACUUGAUCUUUACGGUGGAUUUUCUGCAGCGUUGCAGAACUAAUACUGUGCCAGGGAAGCAAGUAUAUUUUCCAAUUAUCUUUACCCAGUUUGAUCCCAAGAUUGUACAUGCUGGCAAACCUCCCAGUGACAACAAUUCUGCUUUUACAAUGAAGACUGGAUUCUGGAGACACUAUGGCUUUGGGAUCACAUGUGUUUACAAAAGUGAUCUUUUAUUUGCUGGUGGGUUCAACAUCUCGAUCCAGGGCUGGGGAAUGGAGGAUGUAGAUCUCUACAACAAAGUCAUUCAGGUUGGUUUAAAACCAUUCAGGAGUCAAGAAGUUGGAAUCAUUCAUAUCCAUCAUCCAAUCUACUGUGACCCAAAUUUGGAACCUAAUCAAUACAAAAUGUGCUUGGCGUCGCGAGCAUCGACAUAUAGUUCCACGCAGCAGCUAGCCGAGCUGUGGCUGGAGAGGCAGCGGCCCAGUCCCAGCAACAUCAGCACACUUGAUAGUUCAAAGAGGACAGCAUAAUAUCCAGCUCGGCUGGAGAACUUCAUAAUUUAUUUUUAAUGUUUUUUAUAAAGUAAAUUGAUUAUAUUGUAAAUAAAUGUUUUACAGAUAAGACAUUUUACUUGGAAUAAAGGAGCGUUGUGGCCACACAGGGGCUGUUUAAUAUCGUGGUGAAUGGUGGGAUGAUUUAUACCCGCAGCACAUUUACAGUGCUCCUGGUCGAGGAGCAGAGGGGUAAAAUCAUGGCCGUCCAGCUCCCCGAGAUUACAACAUCUAACUCUCAUGUGAAUGAAACACAGUGCUGGAGUAACUUGGCACAUCAGGCAGCAUUUGUGGAGGCAGUGGACAGGUGCCGCUUCGGGUCAGGACUGUACUCCAGACUUCCAUCCAUUUGUCAACUAACAUCUGGUCCCAAACAAAAGCAUUAAUUGUUCAUUCCCACCACAGAUGUUGCCUAACCUGCUGAGCUACUCCAGCACUUUGUAUUUUGCUCAAGAUUUCAGUAUCUGCAGUUACUUGUAUCUCCAUUUAUAAUGUGAAUAAUUUGGCCAUGAUAAUUAUAUUUCUGAAAGGAUUUAAGCCCCUUUAAUAUUGAGGGACUAUUGCACAUCGACUUGGUUGUUACUCCAUUACUUUAAUUUAACUUUUAGUCAAUUAGCUAAUGUAUCAGGACUUAAUUCAGUUGUUAACCUUGUUAAUUUUUGUCAUAAUGUAUAGAUUUUAGAUGCCAACAGUGAAGCAAUGACUAAGUUAUAAUUUGUUUAUUCAUCAAGUGUUGUGUAAAUUUAGCAGGCUAUGGAUUUUUAUGGAGGUGAUUGAUGGCCAUCAUCUCCACUAAAUGGUUUAAUUUCAUUGCUGUGAUUCACCGUCUUGUCCUAUCACCUUACAUUGUUUUGGGUCCACUUUUGCAGUAUCUUCAUUUUAUUGUGUUGCAUAUACAGGCCUUUCUAAAGUCUAUGCUUUCAUCUCCUGCCCAAUCCUUCCUCCACAAAGUAAGUUUCCCCAUUCAUGUUGUACACUUAUUUGAACCAUAGAUCUAGAACAUUGGGGUUUUAACCCUUUUGUAAUGUUUGCUUAGAAAAUGCUGGUUAAUCCUUUAAAAUAUUGAGACGGGAUCCAGACCCCAACACUCCAUCCUAAUCCAAAAGUAUAGAUCUUGGACUUUAGUUAACACAGAGACAACCUGGCUGCUGAACACCCGACUUGAGAUCUAACUAUUCCUUUGGUUUAUGUUUCAUUUGCAAGAAGAAGAAGGGCUUUAAUUUGGUCACAAAAUAGUUCAGAAGAGAAUGGACCAUAUUUUCUUUGGGAUCACUGGCACAUCUUGAUGUGCAUUACCACCAGAGCUGGCCUUUGGCUUGCCUUGCCAAGCCAGCCCAUUACAAUCGAUCAUGUAUUGGUGCUUGGUUUUGAAAAUUCUACCUCGUAGUCUAGCUGUUCCACUCGGUCAAUUGUUGUCUGAUCCAGUACUUCAAAGCUCCAUUCCUGAUCAUCAAUCCCUUCUCAUGGAUGGUGCCAAUCCAUCUUGCAUUCCAUGGAUUUUAUUUGACUCCAAAUUAACUCCCUCCCCGAGGCAUCUGUUCAUGGAUGUGCUGUUCGUUUACUGUAAGCUGAAGUAGCCAUUUAAAUUUAUGGGCUGCUUUAUUAAAGCUAGUGUUAAAGGAAAAGCUGUUUGGGAGUAGAAUGUGUGUGUGUGUGUGCAUAUAUCAGUAGAGUGUUGGAGCAUGGUUAUUGAUUUUGCAUAAUCUCAGGAAUUGAGGUCUGAGUGAAUAUUUUAUGCAAACAAUCAUAGACAAAUCUGGCUCUGUUAAAAGUGAGAGUGGUUAGCUUCACUUAGCUUCAAACUAACAUUUUAACUUUUUCGGGAUCGUGGUGACUUCCUCCUGGCUUUCACUAUGUAUGAAAUUAUCUACUGAUCCCAUCUUUGUUGAAAUGUCAAUACUUUAUAGCACUGUUGUGGAGUAAAGUCCACCCUAGGCUACUGUUUCUCUUUUUAUUUUCCAAGGUGUCAUCCAUACAAUUCAGAGCUACAUUCAGUUGAAUGGUAUCAACUUAUCAACUGAUAUUUGCAUCGUAUUUAAAUCACUUUCUACAUUUUCUGCCAACUUCUAUGUUAAACAGAGCUUGUUAUCAGAAGACUGUGAGAGGACAUCCUGCAAAAUAAUGAAGCCAUUCAGCAACACCUUAGUACAAAUUAACUUUCCUUUAACUUUCUUGAAGAGGGGAGGGAAGGGGUAGCUUCCUGUGUCUGUGUGGUGGUUUUGACAGCAGCCACUCCAGGUGACAUAAAUCUAGAUCCAGUGUAGUACUGAGUGACCACCUACAUUAGAUUGGAUAAGACCCAGAGCUUAUUACUGACAAAACAAGGAUUGCUUUGCCUCACCAUUUCUCUGCCUGUGAGAAUUUGCAUGGACACACUUAAAUAAUUAUAUACAAAUGGAUACAAUACAUUAUGUUUUGUGUAUUGACCAAAUUCUGCAUUUAUUUCCACAUUUCUUUGUUCCUACAAUUUUCUAACCCUUGAAUUGAGUUUUAAUGUGAUGUACAAAAGACCUGUAAGUUCCCUGGUUAUUAGGCUCCAAGUGAAUGAGUGCGGAAAAUGUGCUUCAAUGUGCUCAUUAAUAAUAAUUUUCACAAUUCAAAUGCUCUGUGUUCUGAUGCCCACCCAGGGGUAAUGUUGCAAACCUGAACUUUAUUUUGGAACAGAAGUGGAGGUUUGUGGACAUGUGGUGGGCCCAAUUGAAACUUCAGACAGUACUUUAGCAAUUUAUUGUUUGUUAUUUCAGUAAUGCAACAUGGAAACAUCUUCAUGGACCAUCUAUACUACCCCAUAAUACAUACUAUUUUAACAUUAUUUGUGGCACCAUUUGGAAUUUAAGUGAACAUAAUUCACCACGUGUGGAAAACUAAUUUUAUUUGUCAAGGAUUUGCAGUUUCGGAGUGGAUGUGCUUGCAAUGUUCAACUCUAUCUUCACAGCCAGAAUAUCUCCAGAUCUGUAGUGAGUCUCACAUUGGGACAAUUCAUUUAUUAGUUUUUAAAAUGUGAUGCAAUUUAAUAUUUAUCUAUUGUUUUCCAUCUUUUGCAUUGCACAAUUGUAACUUUAAAUCACCAUGCAAAAUUUUAAUUCCUUUGUACUUGUCUCCAUACUGGUUUAUUGAAUUUGAAUAAAAUUUGUUUUGAUUUAUUUAUCAAUAAA